ACGAUGCUCUGUAUUCAGUAGCUUGAAUGAGUCGACAACUUCGGAGGAUCACCAUACUGCUAUCUCAUCCGCACUCAAAUCUCUCUUUCCACUGCUAUUAAACGAGCCGAACCGGGUCUGACUCCGACCCACACACAAACGGAGCCCAAGAUUCUGCAUGGAUGUUGAGAUACUGAAAAGUGAUCGAAUUUGAGAGGUGGGUUUAUCGGGGAUCGUGGUUAAGCAAAAUGGGUAUGUCGCAAACCGAUCAAAGAAUGGAGGGUUGGCUUUAUCUCGUUCGUUCGAAUCGGAUUGGGCUACAGUACUCCCGCAAACGCUACUUUGUUCUUGAAGGCCACUCUCUCAAAAGCUUCAAAUCAGUUCCCGUUUCGAACAAUGAGGAUCCUGUAAGCAGUGCUAUCAUAGACUCUUUCAUUCAAGUGACAGACAAUGGACGUGAGAGCAUUCAAAGAGAAGUAUUCUUCAUUUUCACACUGUAUAAUACGUCAAAUCACAAUGAUCAACUUAAGUUGGGAGCAAGCAGUCCAGAAGAAGCAGCAAGGUGGAUUCAUUCCUUUCAAGAGAUCGCUUUAAAGGGUGGUCCAGAUCUAAACGAUAAUAUUUUGCAUGGUUCCAAUAGCAUAUGGCAGUCCUUUAGUAUUCAUGCACGCAGAUUAGGUGGAUCUAGUAGCAGAAGUCGCAUUAAUUCUAUAGACUGGAGCCUUUGUUCUUCUACACAAACCGAUGCUGUGACAGCCGAUGUAAUUGCUCCUUCACCUUGGACAAUUUUCGGGUGUCAGAAUGGUCUACGACUAUUUAAAGAAGCAAAAGAUAGGGAUUCUCAUGGGAAGUGGGACGAUUAUCCUGCCAUAAUGGCUGUGGGUGUUGUUGAUGGAACUUCAGAAGGCAUUUUCCAGACACUUAUGUCCCUUGGUCCCUCAAGAUCAGAAUGGGACUUCUGUUUCUACAAGGGAAAUGUGGUUGAACACCUUGAUGGUCAUACGGAUAUCAUUCACAAGCAGUUAUACAGCGAUUGGUUACCAUGGGGAAUGAAGCGAAGAGAUCUAUUGUUGCGGCGUUAUUGGAGAAGGGAAGAUGAUGGGACAUAUGGUAGUAUUGAAAUGCUUCCUUUGGUGUCUUCUUUCACAGUUAUUCUCUACCAUUCUGUGUUUCCUAAGAGGUGUCCACCGCAGAAAGGCUACGUCCGUGCCUGCCUUAAAAGUGGAGGAUAUGUUAUAACCCCUUUGAACCAAGGGAAACAAUCAGUUGUGAAGCACAUGCUUGCUAUUGAUUGGAAAUUCUGGAAAUCUCAUCUACAAAGCUCUGCAGCCCGAUCUAUGACCAUCAAAAUGCUAGGGAGAGUUGCUGCACUACGGGAGUUUUUCAGAACACAAGGAAACUAUUCGUCCUCAGAAUUUUCAUUGGGAGAGCUAAGGAGAAACUUUAGUUUGCAACAGAAUGAAGGGGAAGGUGAGGCUGAUGCUCCAACAGUGAUUGGGGAUGGAAGGACGAAGGAAAAUUUUGCUGAAGAAGUAGAAAAAGCACCUUCCGAACAUUCUAGUCUUGUUAGCUUGAGUGAUGCUUCUGAUGAAUUCUUUGAUGUGCCAGAACCACCAUACAGUGAUCAAUCAGAAACUGACUGGAUUCCUGAUUUUGGCUCAGAAAUGCACUCACAGAACAUACAUCAUCCCAAGUUGUCAACUGCUGCUGGUUUUGUGAAAAGAUUGCAUGAUCUUGCAGUUCAGAAGAGGGGCUAUGUGGACCUACAAGAGAUGGCGACGGAAGACAUUACCUGCCACUAUGGGUCUACCCUUCCAAAAGAUUCAGCUUGUAAUUUGGCUUCCAGUUGGACUUCAGCAGAUCCUUCUACUUUCCUAAUUCGUGGCAAUAGUCAUCUGGAAGACCAUAAGAAGGUCAAGGCUAAGGGCACGCUGAUGCAAAUGGUAGCUGCGGACUGGCUAAAAUCUGACAAGUGUGAAGAUGAUCUUGGAGGUCGCCCAGGGAGCAUUGUUCAGAAAUAUGCGGCACAGGGUAGGGGAGAAUUCUUCUUCAUCGUGAACUUUCGGAUCCCAGGUUCAAGCUCAACUACAUAUAGCCUGGCACUAUACUAUAUGAUGAAUUCUCCAGUUGAAGAUACACCCUUGCUAGAGAGUUUUAUCAAGGGGGAUGACGCCUAUAGAAAUUCAAGGUUUAAGCUGAUACCAUACAUAUCUAAGGGUCCAUGGAUUGUGAAGCAGAGUGUGGGAAACAAAGCGUGCCUCAUCGGUCAGGCAUUUAAAAUCAAUUAUUUCCACGGGAAAAACUACUUGGAGCUUGGUAUCGACGUCGGAUCAUCCACCCUUGCCAGGGGCGUGGUUAGUCUUUGCAUUGGGUACCUAAACAAUCUGGUCAUUGAGUUGGCAUUUUUAAUACAGGCAAACACGCCAGAGGAGCUUCCGGAGUUUCUUCUUGGAGCCUGCCGCCUUAACCACCUUGAUGCCUCCAAGGCUGUUUUAGUUCAACCGUGGUAAUAUCCGUAUUGUCAUACUGUUGAAUUGAACAUAAAGCCUAGAUAAUGGAAAUUCAGGGCUGGUUCUUCUCUGCAAACUUACUGGCAGAGGUCAGCAUCCCUAGCGAUGGGCUCUAUAUGGGGCUAGAAAAGGGUGGAUAUAGCCCAUUUUAGAGCUCCAAAGAAUCUUUGAGGCUUUAUAAAAUAAUCUCUUCCAAUGAAGGGCUAUAUA
Molecule: messenger RNA, 2699 nt
Organism: Pyrus x bretschneideri (Chinese white pear)
Lineage: Eukaryota; Viridiplantae; Streptophyta; Magnoliopsida; Rosales; Rosaceae
Product: protein ENHANCED DISEASE RESISTANCE 2-like
Exons: 21
Coding region: 228-2489 (753 amino acids)
Molecular function (GO): lipid binding
Source: RefSeq, a predicted model, not a curated record